Molecule: messenger RNA, 921 nt
Organism: Parnassius apollo (apollo)
Lineage: Eukaryota; Metazoa; Arthropoda; Insecta; Lepidoptera; Papilionidae
Source: the annotation of a GenBank genome assembly
AUGUCCAGCAUCCACAAGAUCAACGACCGAGUCGUCCAUAAGGAUAGUUUCGAUGACGUGAAAAGUUCCUCCAGCGUGAACAGUACUCUCAUCACAAAGAGAGGGUUCAAACCGUCAGACAUGUUCGACCCUCAGAAAAAGGAAUUUCUCACGAACCUCAGUUAUAAGUUGUUCCCUGUAAGUUGGAACGAUGCGGACAUAUCCCGAGAGGGCCCUGAAAUGCAACCGCUGGCACAAUUAUUAUCCGAGGAUAUGGAGAACAAACCGGUCAUCGUGGGCGAUAAGGAGGUGGACCUCAAUAAGAUCUUCACCCCGGCUCCGGAUGCAGAAGAGCAUAUUAUUAAGAAGGAUAAAAAAUUUGAGAAAACAUUUGCAUCAUCGGCGUUCUACGUGCCUGGCGUUCAUCCAACCGUCAAAGAACAGAUGGACCUGGCACGAGCGAUAUCCAAGUCCUUGAGCGACGCUAGCAACCAUACUAGCCGUGGUCAGAGUAUGUACGUCAACAGGAAGAAGCGCUCGGUAAAGUGGGUGCACGAGGGAAGAGGUCGCAAUACGUCUAACACAUGUUCGACUCCGACGCCAGUCGCAAAUCACGACACGCCAUACCGCCCGCCAUCGAGCCUGAGAAACCAGAAAACUUACCCAAAAUCUGCUCUUAAGCAUACAUCGAAUCUUCCAAAGAAUGAACCGUUUCCGCUUUCAUCACCAACAAUUACUGUACAAAAUAUCGAAAUUCCUGUGCCUUUGGCGCCGACAAAAUUGAACGAUGUCUAUGCUUCGCCAAAAAGCCCGCGCCUGCCGCUCACAUGUGGACCAAACUUUAACGUUGCGCCGCGAGGUUGGGGCGAAAUGCAAGAUUACUACAGACCCGUCUCGCUGGAUGGCCUUGGAAAGGUGACACCGUCUUACUCAGAUUAUUAA